Myxocyprinus asiaticus (Chinese sucker) is the source of this 4875-nucleotide messenger RNA. RefSeq names its product ankyrin repeat domain-containing protein 6-like. The transcript is spliced from 13 exons. NCBI's taxonomy places the organism in Eukaryota, Metazoa, Chordata, Actinopteri, Cypriniformes, Catostomidae. The record is from RefSeq and is a predicted model, not a curated record. The coding region runs from base 645 to 2849 and encodes 734 amino acids. Gene Ontology annotation, molecular function: protein binding.
CAAUCACAUGCCCGUUUCCGAGAAAUAUUUGUGCCAGUAGUUAUGGGUCCAUAGUCCAUUUUGGUGCAUUGGAGUUAAGACAGACCUGAAAUUAAUUUGUAGAGAUCUUAUUCUAAGAAUUCUUAUCCAGAAAUGUUCCCUCUCCCCCAUUUGCUUGACCAAGAGGCAAGAGUCGACUACAAUGAAUCUCCGCAAGGGAUUACCUACGUGAUGUUUUAAAGGUCUGUUAAGCCAGCUGGCCAUACACACACUCUGCUGGAUUGUGCUACAUCAGUGUGCGAUUUCUUUUAUGUGAGCAUGUGUGAACUGUUUUCCACUGGAUGGCUGCUGUCCAGUGCAUCUGAUCUCAUAUAACGGUCACAUGGAGACAUUGCUUGCUCCAUAAUGAGCAGUCUGCGAUUAUCAGGGCAGUCUGGAACAUGUAAACUCAUGGUCUAUCUCUUUUGUUUCUCUUUCUGUGUCUGUGUUGAGCUAUUAUUCCCAUGAGACAAUAAUACAAAUGCUUAAAAUAUUAGAAAAGUCCAUAUUCUUAACUAUAGAUAAGAUGUCUUUGCUAAAGGUCACAAUUUUCACAAUUUCUCUCCACUGGCAAAUAUGAGAAGUAUGACCUCUGGUUGCCUUUAGCUGUAUGUGGAAUUUACUGUAUGCAGAUUGUACAGUAUAGGUGCACAAUAGUAUUGCCUAGUUUUAUGUUAUCUGUAUUCAGAUGUGUUUUUCUUUUCCCCAUACAGGGUCACCAGACAGCACUCCACCAGGCAGCCGUGGUGGGAAACCAUGAUGCCAUCUCUGCCCUCAUCCAUGGAGGCUGUGCACUUGAUCUACUAGACAAGGAUGGCAACACUGCUUUGCACGAGGUUUCAUGGCAUGGAUUCCAUCAAUGUGUAAAGCUGCUGGUCAAGGCUGGAGCCAAUGUUAAUGUGAAAAACAAAGCAGGAAACACACCUCUACAUCUGGCAUGUCAGAAUGGACAUUCCCAGUCUGCUCAAGAGCUUUUGCUUGGUGGAGCUAUGCCCGACAGUAAAAACAAUGCAUGUGAUGCAUGUUUACACAUUGCUGCUCGCUACAAUCACUUGGCCACGAUUAAGUUCCUCUUGGGGUCUUUUUGCUCUGUGGCUGAGAAAAACCAGAAAGGAGACACGGCUAUCCAUGUCGCUGCUGCCUUAAAUCACAAGAAAACUGUCACUCUGUUACUGGAGGCUGGGGCGGACACUAGCAUCAAAAACAAUGCAGGCCACACUGCUCUUAACAAAGCCUGUGACAAUAACAACAGGGAUUUGGCCAUUCUUCUGGCAAAAUCCAAUCAGGUCCAGUGGUUUGCACGUGGCAAGACGGUGAGAAAAAGAAGAGAUAUAUUGAGGGCUCAGAGGAGAGUUCAGUCCCUCCCCAGAGAUCCAGAAGCUCCAAGAGAGAAGGACUGUGCUGUGGUGGCUGAUGAUACAAACAGCAGUGAUCAAGUACUUAACAAGAUACAACCUGAAAGGAACAAAGUUGCUUCGAGCCCCUGCACGAGGAGAAAGAUCAAAAGACCAAGAAGGAAGUCAGAACAUGUUUCCCGGAGAGACAAUCACCUUCAUGGGAGAGAAUCGUGGAGAGUAAAACACAGCAGCCCCAGCUCUCAGGAAGAAGAGGAAACUCCACAUGAAAGAGCCUUUCAGCUUUAUACUCUGUACAGAGACAAAGACGGGCAGAUAAAGCAGGCUCCUGCAAAUGACUGUCACUGUAAGCCCCUCAUCAAAAAGCUAGAGAAUCAGCUCAAAGCCACAAAGAUGGAGAUGAGAUCACAAAUUCACACUGUUCAAGAGGAGAUUAACUGCAGACUGGGCAGAACUGAGCAUAAAAGCAAACAACAGAUUAAAGUGCUUGAGAAACUGACGCAGGAGCAUGUAUCAACUGAGAGGCUGGAGUGUCAUUAUCGAAUCAAUCAGAGAGCCACAAUGGAACGAAUGGAGGGCGUGAAAAGACAGCAGGUAGCUGCUACCAAUGAGGUGAAGAGCUGGUGCAUGUCUAAGAUUCAUGAUCUUGAAGUGCGAAUGCCUGCAGAAAUACAAUACUACAAACUCCUGCGGUCUCCAUCGGUCGAUCACUCUCUGGUGGACACAGACACAGAGGGUCUUCCACUGCUAUCACUCAUCUCUGAUGAGAGCUCUAGCUCGCUGGCCAACUAUGUCAAUGUGUUACCCAGCCCAGGAGCAGGGCCAUGCUCGGGUAUGAAAAGUUUUGAAUUUGAGGACACCCUGGGGAAGAGAUACUUUGAGAUGAAGCUGGAUGGUUCUUCAGAUGAUUACCAAAAUUUGUCAGAUCUAUCCAUGGUCAAACACAAACCAUUAUCACGGAAGUUGGCCUCUGCUGGCCCCAAGUGGCGGAGAACAGAACUUCAGGAGGUAGAUUUCACGAAUCCAAGGCCAGACAAGGGGAAUGAACUGUGUGACAGCAGUGCCAGCAGCAGCCAAUCCACAUCCAGCAAGCGAUUCAAUGACAGUGAAAAAGAUCAAGUGCCCGAUCCAGCCUGGAAACAUGCCAGACACCUGAAGGACAGGAUUAAAGCUCAUCGCACUCACUCCCAACAGGGUGGCACCAUGAAGGCCCUGGAGAUUUUUUCAGAGCAGCCCAUAGAGGCAACCUUCAUCCAAGAGCGGGGAAACUUGCAUGCGAUGGAAGUGACGCACCGUUUCUUUGAGACGAUAUCAAUGCAGUUGGAACGCUGGUACGAAAGGAAGAUCCUGGAGGUCCAGAAUGUGGCGGAACAGAAAGCUCUGCAGGACAGAACCAGUCUGCUGGAGAAGAUCAGCAUGCUGGAGGAAGAGCUACAGAGGCUUCGUACUAACACUAAAACUAAAACUAACUCUUGACACUUAUUUAUUAGGUUCAGAGUCUUGGUUUCCAUCUUAUAGGAAAGUGGUGUAAUAUGAACUACUUUGGAGCUUUGUAAACUAUAGUUUUCCAGUAUUAAAGACCCCAUGAAUUGGCUUAUGGAAUAGCCAUGAACCAUGAUUUGCUGCAUGCUAUAGAGCGCAACAGUGCCUGUCUACUUUUUCUGCCGUCCUUGUUCAAGAAGUAUUUUUCCCAUUAAUUUUUCCAUAGGGACCUCAUAAAGUACUUCAUAAAAUAGUUCUAAGCCAUGAACCAAACCAACCAGCUCUAAGGUGAAUCACAACAUUACAAACUUUGAUUUGAAACAAAAAAGUAUUUAAAAAACGGACAAGAACACAAAGGUAUAGUACUUAAGAGAUAGUUCACUGAAAAAUCAUUUACUCACCCUUAUACCAUCCCAGAUCUGUAUGACUUUCUUUCUUGUGCUGAACACAAAUUAAGAUUUUUAGAAGAAUAUUUCCACUCAUACACUGCAAGUGAAUUGUGGCCAGAAAUCUGAAGGUCCAAAAAGCAUGUAAAAGCAGCAUAAAAGUAAUCCAUAUUGAUGUUGAUCGUGAAUGUGAGAUUUAUAGUGAAAAUGGACUUAAAUAUUGAUCUGUUUCUCAUCCACACUUAUCAUACCGCUUCUGAAGACAUGGAUUACAACUGGAAUUUUAUGUAUUAUGUUUAUCCUGCAUUUAUGUGCUUUUUAGAGCUUCAAAAUGUUGGUCACCAUUCACUUGCAUUGUAUGGAUUUACAGAGCUGAAAUAUUCUUCUAAAAAUCUUCGUUUGAGUUCAGCAGAAGAAAGAAAGUCAUACACAUCUGGGAUAGCAAGAGGGUAAGUAAAUGAUGAGAGAAUUUUCAUUUUUGGGUGAACUAUUCCUUUAACAUCUUUCAUGAGGGAAUGAACUACAAUCCCAUGAAGCAAUUAAAAAACAUAAAACUUUUGUUUUAAAGUAGUUGAUUAUAAGUAUUGAAACAAUUUCACCCCUCAGGAUCAUGGGUUGUGUAGUUGUUGUCCGGAAAUUCCAUUAUUAAACAUUUGUUUGAACAAAUGCAGACAGAUGGCUUUAGCUGAAGCAUUAACCAUCUAUUAACAACCUCAGAGCUCACAGUAGGUUUGUCUGUAGAGGUUUAAAGUUAUCAUCAAUAAUCCAUUCCCCUAUGGAAAAAAUGAAUGGGAAUUUUACUUUCGGAGCCAGACUGUUGUGCUCUUUUUCUAGUCAGAGGAAGGUUAUUAGGGGGGAGGGGACAUUCUCAUUUUAGAGAGCAUUUGAUUGGACCAAAGUUUGAAUUAUGCCCUUGCAAACAAGAUGAUUCAUCAAUACUUUUUGUCUGUUACUUUUGGCAGAGAAAGACUGUGAAUUUUAAAUGUGUAUAUCUUCCAAAAGUUAAUUUUGUCAACUUUUAAGAGUACACUAGUGUGUAGAUAACCUUGAAGCUAAAAGACUUGAACUAAUAGCCACAAAAUUCCAAAUUUGAUUUCAUGGGGUCUUUUAAAACAACUAUCAACACAGGGAUGGUACAUCUAAACUCAGUUACUAAGUUUCCAUGGCAGCUUCUCAAAAUUAAUUUCCAUUAACCACAGUUCAUCCAUGUUAAGUUUCUUAAAUGUGACUAAAUGUAUCUUCACUCUAACAAUAUGAAGAUUUAUAGCUUGUGUAGAUUGAAAUAUUGUGAAUUAAAUAAAUAUGUUGUAUAGACGUGUGUUAGCAAUUUACAUUAGUAAUGGCCAGAUGAAUACAGUAGACUGCUCAGAAUCAGAAAAGACAUGUUUGUAGAAUAAUUUUAGAAAUGUUAUUAUAAUUUAGUUUUUUUUUGUUGUUGUUGAUGUUUUGUUACGUACGAUAUAUUGUUUAGUUGAUAAGUCUGUUUAUCUGUACAUACAAAAGAACUGAAGGGAUAGUUCACCAAAAAAUUACAAUUCUCUCAUCAUUUACUCACACUCAUGCCAUCCCAGUGGUGUUUGACUUUCUUCUGCAGAACAAAAACAAAGAUUUUUAGAAGAAUAUCUCAGCUCUGU